CAAGGGCGCGCGGCACCCGCGCCCCGCCGGCCGCGCUGCCGCCGCCCCGAGCGCUCCCUCACGGCCCGGCCCGGCCCUCACGGCCCCCCCACCGCCGCCGCCGCGGCGCCUCUCCCCGGCCGCGCACCAUGCCGGCCGACCUGAUGGAGAAGAGCAGCGCCUCGCCGGUGGCCGCCACCCCCGCCAGCGUCAAUGCGACGCCCGACAAGCCGAAGACGGCGGCGGAGCACCGCAAGUCCUCCAAGCCCAUAAUGGAGAAGCGGCGGCGGGCGCGCAUCAACGAGAGCCUGGGGCAGCUCAAGACGCUGAUCCUGGACGCGCUGAAGAAGGAUAGCUCCCGGCAUUCUAAGCUGGAGAAGGCCGACAUUCUGGAGAUGACCGUCAAGCACCUGCGGAGCCUCCAGCGAGCCCAGAUGACUGCUGCCCUGAGCACAGACCCCACAGUACUGGGCAAGUACCGAGCUGGCUUCAGCGAGUGCAUGAACGAGGUGACGCGAUUCCUCUCCACCUGCGAGGGCGUCAACACUGAGGUGCGCACCCGGCUCCUGGGCCACCUGGCCAGCUGCAUGACCCAGAUCAACACCAUGAACUACCCUGCGCCCCCCCCGCCGCCCCCGUUGCCACCAGCUGCAGCCUUUGGGCCACCCCUGGUUCCCCCAGGCAGCGGUGUGGGGCCGCUCCCUGGCAUGCCCUGCAAGCCAGGUGCCGAUGCAGCUAAGGUGUACGGUGGCUUCCAGCUGCUGCCAGCCUCCGAUGGGCAGUUUGCCUUCCUCAUCCCCAGCACUGCCUUUGCUCCUGGUGGAGCUGUGCUGCCUCUGUAUGGUGGCCCACCCACGGCUGCCACUGCUGCCUCGCCGCCAGGCCCGCCACCUGGCACAGCCGACUCAGUCUGGAGACCCUGGUGAGGGUGGCGGGCACCGGACUGGACUUGGCACCGCACCCCGUGCUGCUGGCACGGCUGUACAUAGAUUAUAUGUUCAUAUUGGAUUGUGCCUUUGUACCAUAGCACUCCCUUGACAGUGUUUCGUGUUUUACACGAGAUUUUUUUUUUUUUCUUCCUUUCCUUCCCUUCCUUAUGUGACACCAAAGAUUGGGGGUUUGUUUUUUGGUUGGGAUUUUUUUUUUCUUUUUUUUUUUUUGAAUGCUCUUAAAAUAAAAGUUUCCCUUCCAUUUUGGAAGGCCUUUGGAGAAAAUUGGAGCUCUGGCAUGUGUGCAUAGGAGGGAGCCCAGUUCCUGGCUGCCUGUGGAUCUUGCUGCUCCAGGGCUGCCUUUUCCUGCUCGCCAGGCUGGAGCUGUCACUCAGACCCUCUGUCCCCUCUGUCUUGUGAAAUCACCUGGCCCCUCUCCCUGCCCUGGGGCAGAUGUAGUUACUGCUUCUUUGGGAGCAGCUCAAUUAAUCAGACUUGUUAAAAGGAGCUUGUAUUUGCAGAGCUUGUGAAUGUGCUGUGGGAGGCACCUCUGCUCUGUUCUGGCACCUCGGGCUGAUGGAGUUGGUGUAGCCGUGGUAAAGCAAGACACUGAGCUGCCCGGGUGAGCCUCCUGCCCUGGACCCGGAGGAGCCUGCUUCCCAGGCUGUAGUGUAAAUUGCAAGUGACUCCAGUCAGUUGAUUGAGAGAGCGGUGCCUGCCAGCUUCUCGUGUUACAAAAGCAGUGGCUCUCCGCAGAGCAAGCCUGACACGAGUGCUCCUGUCUCCUGGCUGACGGGCUGCAGCAGGCGCUGGGCACCACCUCCACCUGGACUUAAAAGCAUAGAG
This is a messenger RNA of Oenanthe melanoleuca, 1754 nucleotides long. RefSeq names its product hes family bHLH transcription factor 1 (gene HES1). Bases 129 to 905 code for a protein of 258 amino acids. Gene Ontology annotation, cellular component: nucleus. Gene Ontology annotation, molecular function: protein dimerization activity; RNA polymerase II cis-regulatory region sequence-specific DNA binding; DNA-binding transcription factor activity, RNA polymerase II-specific. The transcript has 4 exons. Lineage: Eukaryota; Metazoa; Chordata; Aves; Passeriformes; Muscicapidae. Gene Ontology annotation, biological process: Notch signaling pathway; negative regulation of neuron differentiation; anterior/posterior pattern specification. The record is from RefSeq and is a predicted model, not a curated record.